AUGAGCCAGGUGACUGAAUUCAUUCUCAUGGGCCUCACAAACCGUCCUGAGCUCCAGGGCCCCCUCUUUCUCGUAUUUUUAUUUAAUUACAUGGCCAUCAUUGUGGGGAACCUGGGCCUGAUCAUCCUGACCAGUGUGGAUUCCCACCUCAAAACCCCCAUGUACUUCUUCCUCAGGCAUCUGGCAUUUGUUGACCUUGGCUAUUCCACAACUAUUGAGCCAAAAAUGCUAGUUGGAUUCAUAGAGGAGAAAAAUAUCAUUUCUUAUUAUGGAUGUGCAAUACAGCAAUUUUUUUUCUUGAUAUUUAUCACCAGUGCUUUAAUCCUGUCAGCCAUGGCCUAUGACUGCUAUGUUGCUAUCUGUAAAUCCCUCUAUUAUAUGAUCAUCAAGUCAGACAGGGCAUGUUGGCUCUUGGUAGUUGUCUCAUACCUCUAUAGCACCAUCGUGUCCAUGUUGGUCACAAUAAAGAUUUUUAAAUUAUCUUUCUGUAAAUCAAAUGUAAUAAGAUACUUCUACUGUGAUGGUCCUCCCCUACUGUUCAUUUCAUGCUCAGACACAAGUGAGAUUGAACUUAUCAUUACAAUCUUUUAUGUAUUUAAUUUUAUUUCUUCCCUCCUCCUCAUCCUUAUGUCUUACUUGUUCAUUCUUGUGACCAUCCUCAGAAUGAACUCUUCUGAGGGCAGGCACAAAGCCUUCUCCACAUUUGGCUCCCACUUCACAGGGGUGGUUAUAUUCUAUGGGACACUCCUCUUCAUGUACCUGCAACCCCAAUCUAGCCAUUCCUUUGAAACAGAUAAAAUAGCCUCUGUCUUUUACACUCUGGUCAUCCCUAUGCUCAACCCUUUAAUCUAUAGUCUGAGGAACAAAGAGGUGAAAGGUGCCUUGAGGAAGCUCUUUAAAAAAAUCAUGUAA
Molecule: messenger RNA, 912 nt
Organism: Phascolarctos cinereus (koala)
Lineage: Eukaryota; Metazoa; Chordata; Mammalia; Diprotodontia; Phascolarctidae
Product: olfactory receptor 8K3-like
Biological process (GO): G protein-coupled receptor signaling pathway
Cellular component (GO): membrane
Molecular function (GO): olfactory receptor activity; G protein-coupled receptor activity
Source: RefSeq, a predicted model, not a curated record